AUGUCGAAUCACGGCGAGACAACGCCCGGCGGGAACCAACCCCCCGAUCCUAGAUCAGGGAUAGGCAAUAACCCUCCCGUCGACAACACGCCGGUCGGGAACGCCUCCCAGGACAGAGCAAUCAUCAUAACAGACGGAGAGUCGGGCGUUAUGAGACGCCCCAUCUCCGGCUCGCCGCCGGUAUUCAUAAGCAACGAGGAGUUACUCAAGGAGCUGCACUACUUGAGAAACGAAGCGAGAGAACAGCAAGCUCUCAGAGAGCGAGUUGCCCAACUGGAGUCCCUUGUUCCCGGAACACAUCGUUCCGGGAAGCAGCCCUUUGAAGAGGAAAGUCAGUCAGGCCAUCGCGAUGAUAGAAGGCCUGUGAUUGUUCCACGAAACUUAUUCGCGUCAGGCGGCCAGACUACUGCCGGAGGAGAGGGCGCCAGGGACGGAGGAAGACCCCCGCAAGAUAGACGAUCAACCGCACAUCUGGAGGAAGCCAGUCGAGAUGUUAACGCUCUGGCGGAAAGAUACAGAGGAAGAGUCAGUAGGGCGGAUCUUUUGGCCCUGAUCAAAGAUCUUGAAAGCAGACCUGAAUAUGCGAGUACCGGAUCAAGAACGGCAGGCACGGGACGAGAAGGACAUAGGAAGGAGAUUCCGCAUGGAUCAGACUCAAGAAGCUAUGACCGAUCGCAAGAACAAGAACCCCGUGGUUUAGGAGGAAGAUCGGAGCGAGACCCGAUUGUGCUUGAAGGACGGCAGAGUCAGGGAGGAACGCGCGAGCAUGCGACGUCUCCGGGCAACGGAAAGACUCAUCAUCAGGCAAAUCUUGAUCAGACCAUUGCCGAUCCGCACAUUCAAGCCUCGUCUCAGGCCAAUGCUCAUGCCAAUCCGCAUAUUCAAGCCUCAUCCCAGGCCAAUGCGCCCCCAUCUGCUCAGACUCACGCUAAUCAAUCCAAUCUUCUCGCCACGGCAAAUGACCUCAUGGCUACCGGAACACUACCAUCAAUGACUCUGUCACAGCCAAACGUUCAGACCAUUCCAGGCAUCGGAGCCAUUGAUGUCAACAGCCUGAGAAAGCUUUUGGCACAUUUCGACGGAAGCCAAGCGUCUCUUUCAAGCCAAGCCCUAUCACCAUUCUCUGCUGAAGUGAUAGAGGCUCCGCUGCCAGCCAAUUACAGAAACACCACCUCCGAUUUAAAGUUUCAUGGCAACUCAGAUGCUGUAGAGUUUCUUGGAAGGUUCAAUGUUGAGAUGGGUGUCUACCAGAUACCGGAUCCUGUCAGGUGUAGACUUCUUGCGGCCACAUUCAGAGAUAGUGCCUACCAAUGGUUCCGGAAGUUGGAACCAGCAUCCAUCACUACUUGGACAAGCAUGCAGACUAUGUUCUUGACUCAGUUCCAGGCAACCGUCAAGUAUGCUCCACCGGUCACCACUCUGGCAAAUAUCAAACAAAAGGAAGGAGAGACUCUUCAUGCCUACUUCAAACGCUUCAAUGCAGAGUCAUCCAAUGUUCGGGGGGCAACUGAUGAGACACUGAAAAGCUUCUUGGUGGCUGGGCUUCGAGUAGGAACUGAUUUUUGGAAGCACUUGCAAGGCAAUGAUCCCAAGUCUCUGGCAGAUUUAUAUGCAAGGGCUGAGGCAUACAAAAAUGUUGAACAGUCACUGGCUGAGAGUCGAAAGAAUGAGAGAAGCCCUGGUAAGGCUCGACAAAAGAGAAGGGACCGGUCCCCAAGUCCAGAACAAAGGGGGAGGCGACGAAGUCCCAACCGGGUCAACACCAUGUAUAGAAGGAACUACACACCUCCUCGAGAUCAUGAAGAAAGGGAAGAUCGCUGGACACCGCUUGCCGCGCCAAUUGAUCACAUCUUCGAAGUUAAUCGUGACAAGGGACUCUUCCGCAGGCUAGCUCCACUAAAUUCUUGGCAAGCCAAGAAUAAGGACAAGUACUUACGAGAAGCCCGGUCCCGACGAGAUAUUCGAGCCAAGGACAGAAGGGGGCUUGGCUAUACUGGCGAUCAAGAAAGGGGAAAGCAAGAGGACAUCCAAUUCGUUAAGGAGGGAAGCAUUCAUGUCAUCUUUGGAGGGCCACAUUUGGCCGGUGAAGGGACCAGGGCUAUGGAGAGAUAUGCAAAGGAAGCAAAAGGUAGGCCCCUUACUAAUAUUCAUAAUUUGUCAUCUAGACCGCCUAAGGUCUUUAGAGGCGAAGCCAUUGACAUUACCUUUUCAGAAGAAGAUGCCAGAUGGGUUCACCACCCGCACAAUGAUGCCCUGGUGAUCGCCCUUCGUAUUGGUCCAAUGAAUGUUCAUCGUGUGCUCGUUGAUAACGGAAGCUCUGUCAACAUUCUUUAUUAUGGCACUUACCAGAAGCUUGGCCUCCCUGAUAAGGAUAUGAAAGUUGAGGAUGUCUAUAUUUAUGGGUUUGGUGGAGAGGCUGUAAAGGUAAAAGGAACAAUCCGGCUCCCGGUAACUCUAGGAGAAGGAACAUGCUCAGCCACUCAGGUUAUGGAUUUUAUGGUUGUGGAUCACGACUCAUCACACAAUGCCAUUAUUGGGCGACCGUUACUGAAAGAAAUGAGAGUGGUCACAUCAAUAUAUCAUUUGUCUAUGAAAUUCCCAACACCUGGGGGGAUUGGAGUUGUAAGGGGGUGCCAGUAUGACUCCAGAGAGUGUUACCUGCAAUCUCUUAAGGGUUUCAAGAAGAGUAGAGCACUGAAAGAACCCCUUGUUGCCAACACUGGUGGGGAGGUCAAUAUGACUUACUUCGUCCAAUUUCCUGAGGAAGGAGAUAAUCUCGAACAAUCAAAAGGGAAAGAACCAAUGGAUGUAGAUUCAGAUGCAGAGCUUAAGCCCUGCUCUAUAUGGGAAAAAGGGGAGACGUCUGGAACAAAAGACGAGUCUGAUCUAGACCCAAGGCUGCCCCUAGAGUCAACCAAGACCGGUCCAGCUGAGGAUACUGUUGAAAUCCAGGUUGGGGAAGCCAAGGAGGCCAAAAUAUUAAAGAUAGGGUCUAAGUUGAAAGGGGAGUUGAAGGCAAGCCUUAUCCGUUUCUUGAGAAGCAACUUGGAUGUUUUUGCUUGGUGUCAUGCCGAUAUGGUAGGAAUCGACCCAGAAGUAAUGAGCCACCAUUUAAAUAUCGACCCUACCAAGAAAGGGAUGAGACAGAAGAGAAGGCCUGUUAGUGGAGAAAGGGCCCAAGCACUAAAGGAAGAGGUUGACCGGUUGUUGGGUGCUAAGCUGAUCAAGGAGUCGUUCUAUCCUACAUGGCUGGCUAACCCGGUCCUUGUCAAGAAGCCUAAUGGGAAGUGGAGAACCUGUGUUGACUUCACAGAUCUGAACAAAGCAUGCCCAAAGGAUAGUUUCCCACUCCCAAGGAUAGACCAGUUGGUGGAUGCCACAGCUGGACAUGCCUUGCUGAGUUUUAUGGAUGCCUAUUCAGGAUACAAUCAGAUCCCCAUGCAUGAGCCAGAUCAAGAACAUACCUCAUUUAUAACAGACAGGGGGUUGUAUUGCUAUAUAGGAAUGCCAUUCGGGCUAAUCAAUGCUGGCGCAACUUACCAACGCCUUGUGAACAUGAUGUUUAAAGACCAGAUUGGUAAGACUAUGGAGGUUUAUGUAGAUGACAUGCUGGUUAAGUCCAAGGAGGCGCAAGAUCACAUUCGGCACUUGUCUGAAAUGUUUGACAUACUUAGGAAGUAUCGAAUGAAGUUGAAUCCCCAGAAGUGUGUAUUUGGAGUUGAGUCUGGUAAAUUCUUGGGGUUCAUGGUAAAUCACCGAGGGAUCGAAGCUAAUCCUGCAAAAAUCAAGGCAUUACUUGAUAUGAAGUCCCCUCAGAAUGUGAGGCAGGUUCAGAGCCUUACAGGAAGGAUAGCGGCAUUAAAUAGAUUUGUGUCUAAGUCCUCAGACAGAUGCAAGGAGUUCUUUAAGGCUAUCAAGGAGGCUGGGAAAACGUUUGUAUGGACGGAUGAAUGUGAAGAGGCCUUCCAAAAGAUAAAGGAACAAUUGGGAAAGCCACCUCUCUUGGCCAAGCCGGUAGAAGGGGAAACAUUGGUCUUAUACCUGGCUGUUUCAAGACACUCGGUCAGCGCCGUUCUUGUAAAGGAGGAGAAGGAUGUCCAAUUCCCGGUGUAUUAUGUUAGUAAAAGGCUAUUGGAUGCUGAGACAAGAUACACUAACAUGGAAAAGUUGGUAUACUCUUUGGUCUUAGCAGCAAGGAAACUUCGUCCAUACUUUCAGGCACAUAAGAUUGAGGUGAGAACUUCAUACCCUCUCCGUCAGAUUAUGCAUAAGCCAGAAGCAACGGGAAGAUUGAUGAAGUGGGCAGUAGAGCUAGGACAGUUUGAUUUGGAGUAUAAGCCUAGGGCUACUGUCAAGGGUCAAGCUCUGGCUGAUUUCUUGCUAGAAUUUGAAGAUGAUAGCCAAGAAUGGGCAAUAGUGCCAUAUAGUCCUAACGUUGAGCCCAUUGACGGUCUUUUGGUGGAGGAUGACACAUGGUGGAACUUGCAUGUCGAUGGAGCUGUCAACUCUGACGGAGCUGGAGUGGGUAUAGUUUUGGUUAGUCCCGGGGGGUGUCGAUUGUUAAGUGCCAUUCACCUAGGGUUCCCUGCAACUAAUAAUGAUGCGGAAUAUGAAGCUUUAAUCAAUGGUCUGUCCCUAGCCAUAGAGAUGAAGGCCAAGAACCUUAUCGUGUAUAGUGAUUCAAUGUUGGUGGUUCACCAGGUAAAUGGGGGGUUCUUAGCUCGAGGAUGGAGGACGAAUUUAUACAUGACCCAUACACAAGAGUUAAUGAAGAGGUUCAAAGAGGUACAUUUGGAAAAGGUUCCUCGCGAGAAAAAUGAAGGUGCUGAUGCAUUAGCCAAGGCCAGUUCUAGAAGGGACACCAAGUUAUUAGGAACUAUCCAAUUCUGUGUUCAGGAGAAGCCCAGUGUGUCAGAAGCACAGAAGGUCACCCGGUUCAGAGAAGAUCUGAUGGAGGUGGAGGAUGGAGUUGUGGAUACUUGGAUGACCCCUAUACUUAAGUUCAUCCAGGAGGGUCAGCUCCCGGAAAGUGUAAAGGAAGCCAGAAGUCUCAGAUACAAAGCAGCUAGAUUUGUAAUAUAUGACGGUGUCUUGUACAAGAGAGGGUUCAACCAGCCGCUGCUGAAGUGCAUUGCAGGGGAAGAGUGCAAUUAUAUCUUAAGAGAAGUGCACGAAGGAAUAUGCGGCAAUCACUCGGGGGGUAGUUCACUUGCACUGAAGAUCCUUAGGCAAGGAUACUACUGGCCAACUAUGAGGAGUGAAGCAAGCAAGUUCGUGCAAGCGUGUGACAAGUGCCAGCGAUUUGCCACAUAUUCAUCUCGUCCUGCAGCAAGUCUGACUCCGUUACUCAGCCCAUGGCCAUUCGCUUUGUGGGGGAUAGAUCUCAUUGGAGAGCUUCCAAAAGCCAAAGGAGGAGUCAGAGAAUUGAAGAAGUUAUGUGAUGACUUGAAUAUAAGGAGGAACUUUGCAGCUGUGUAUCAUCCACAAAGCAAUGGACAGACUGAAGCAAUCAACAAGAUCAUCAAACACACGCUGAAGGCCAAGUUGGAAGAAAAGAAAGGUGAUUGGCCGGAGGAGCUUCCAAUGGUACUAUGGUCAUACAAUACUACGCCAAGGACGACUACUGGGGAGUCACCGUUUAUGUUAACCUAUGGCUGUGAAGCAAUGGUUCCAGUAGAGGUCGGAGCAGGUUCCUUCAGGAGAGACCACUUCCAGGAAGAGGACAAUGUUGUUAAUCAGAGGCUACAUCUAGAUAUGUUGGAGGAAGUCAGAAGGGAGUCGCAAGUUAGGUUGGCAGCAUACCAACAAAGGACAGCCCGGUUCUACAACAGUCGAGUCAAGCCUAGACCAUUUAAAGUGGGAGACUUAGUGUUACGCAAGAUGAUGCCAGGGAUGAAAGUGCCAGGUCACGGAGUAUUCGGGGCAAAUUGGGAAGGACCCUACCGCAUUCGGGCUGAGAUCUUUGGAGGAGCAUACUACUUGGAAGACAUGCAGGGUGAGCCCAUCUCCAAGGCAUGGAAUGUUGAGCAUUUGAAGAAGUAUUACCAAUAA
Messenger RNA from Daucus carota subsp. sativus, 6051 nucleotides. RefSeq lists its product as uncharacterized. Gene Ontology annotation, molecular function: nucleic acid binding; RNA-DNA hybrid ribonuclease activity. Lineage: Eukaryota; Viridiplantae; Streptophyta; Magnoliopsida; Apiales; Apiaceae. Gene Ontology annotation, biological process: DNA integration. The record is from RefSeq and is a predicted model, not a curated record. The coding region runs from base 1 to 6051 and encodes 2016 amino acids. The transcript has 4 exons.